Molecule: messenger RNA, 2505 nt
Organism: Leishmania mexicana MHOM/GT/2001/U1103
Lineage: Eukaryota; Euglenozoa; Kinetoplastea; Trypanosomatida; Trypanosomatidae
Exons: 1
Source: RefSeq, a predicted model, not a curated record
AUGGAGGCAAACCGCGUCACCCUUCAAGACACGGAGAGCUUCCUGUCCCUAGACGAAUUCAAGUCAAAUGACACCGCUUCAUACACAGCGGAAAACUCCAGUGACCGCACGAAGCAAGACGAUCUCAGCGCGACGGCAGCAAAGAGACACUCUGCAGCUUCUUCAUUGAUACUGGAACAACAGGAAAACACACCUAUAUCAUACUUCCUCCAUUUGCACUCCACGGAAAGCUUUGCGUCAGUGGCGGUGGUGGACAUUCCUGCAGCGCUGCAGGGUGAGGAGGAGGCGCCAGCGCUGCGGCGCGUCGGCACGCCGGUGGAGCCACAGAUGCGGCUCGCGGUCACGACACACCGAGUUCGUCUGGACGGCGAUUUGUGGGGGCGUGUUGUCGACGAGUGGCCGGACCUGCUCGAGCAGGAGUUCACCAGCGAUGUGUGCGAUGCCACGGCGCUGCCGCCGACCUCGAUGCAGCGGCUGGUGCUCACAGCCGGCAGCCUCAUCGCCGACUUCCAGCUCUCGCACGGAGGCCUAGCGAAGAAAGAGCUGAACAAGCAGCUGGCCAACUCGCCCUUCACGCGGACCUGGGGGCUGUACGAGCGCGUCGCCGAGGCGAAGGACACGCCGCCCACCCGUGCCACGCCGCCCGCUGGCCUUCGCGACGCGGAGAGCUUCGCAUCGCUGGAGGCGGUGGACAUUCCUGCAGCGCUGCAGGGUGAGGAGCAUGCGCCAGCGCUGCGGCGCGUCGGCACGCCGGUGGAGCCACAGAUGCGGCUCGCGGUCACGACACACCGAGUUCGUCUGGACGGCGAUUUGUGGGGGCGUGUUGUCGACGAGUGGCCGGACCUGCUCGAGCAGGAGUUCACCAGCGAUGUGUGCGAUGCCACGGCGCUGCCGCCGACCUCGAUGCAGCGGCUGGUGCUCACAGCCGGCAGCCUCAUCGCCGACUUCCAGCUCUCGCACGGAGGCCUAGCGAAGAAAGAGCUGAACAAGCAGCUGGCCAACUCGCCCUUCACGCGGACCUGGGGGCUGUACGAGCGCGUCGCCGAGGCGAAGGACACGCCGCCCACCCGUGCCACGCCGCCCGCUGGCCUUCGCGACGCGGAGAGCUUCGCAUCGCUGGAGGCGGUGGACAUUCCUGCAGCGCUGCAGGGUGAGGAGCAUGCGCCAGCGCUGCGGCGCGUCGGCACGCCGGUGGAGCCACAGAUGCGGCUCGCGGUCACGACACACCGAGUUCGUCUGGACAGCGAUUUGUGGGGGCGUGUUGUCGACGAGUGGCCGGACCUGCUCGAGCAGGAGUUCACCAGCGAUGUGUGCGAUGCCACGGCGCUGCCGCCGACCUCGAUGCAGCGGCUGGUGCUCACAGCCGGCAGCCUCAUCGCCGACUUCCAGCUCUCGCACGGAGGCCUAGCGAAGAAAGAGCUGAACAAGCAGCUGGCCAACUCGCCUUUCACGCGGACCUGGGGGCUGUACGAGCGCGUCGCCGAGGCGAAGGACACGCCGCCCACCCGUGCCACGCCGCCCGCUGGCCUUCGCGACGCGGAGAGCUUCGCAUCGCUGGAGGCGGUGGACAUUCCUGCAGCGCUGCGGGCAGAGGAGGAGGCACCGAAGGUGUUGCCGCUGACGGCGUUCGAGGAGGAGGCGCCAGCGCUGCGGCGCGUCGGCACGCCGGAGGAGUCGCGUCGUGGCCCUCUCGAGACGACCACCGUGGUAGGCGCCCGUCCCGUCACGCCGCCCGCUGCCCUUCGCGACUCGGAGAGCUUCGCAUCGCUGGAGGCGGUGGGCAUUCCUGCAGCGCUGCGGGCAGAGGAGGAGGCACCGAAGGUGUUGCCGCUGACGGCGUUCGAGGAGGAGGCGCCAGCGCUGCGGCGCGUCGGCACGCCGGAGGAGUCGCGUCGUGGCCCUCUCGAGACGACCACCGUGGUAGGCGCCCGUCCCGUCACGCCGCCCGCUGCCCUUCGCGACUCGGAGAGCUUCGCAUCGCUGGAGGCGGUGGACAUUCCUGCAGCGCUGCGGGCAGAGGAGGAGGCACCGAAGGUGUUGCCGCUGACGGCGUUCGAGGAGGAGGCGCCAGCGCUGCGGCGCGUCGGCACGCCGGAGGAGCCACAGAUGGGGCUCGCGGUCACGGCACACCGAGUUCGCCUGGACGGCGAUUUGUGGGGGCGUGUGGUCGACGAGUGGCCGGACCUGCUCGAGCAGGAGUUCACCAGCGAUGUGUGCGAUGCCACGGGGCUGCCGCCNGACCUCGAUGCAGCGGCUGGUGCUCACAGCCGGCAGCCUCAUCGCCGACUUCCAGCUCUCGCACAGAGGCAUAGGAAAGGGAGGGCUGGACGAGCAGCUGGCCAACUCGCCUUUCACGCGGACCUGGGGGCUGUACGAGCGCGUCGCCGAGGCGAAGGACCGCCGCCCACCCGUGCCAGCCGCCCGCUGGCCUUCGCGACGCGGAGAGCUUCGCAUCGCUGGAGGCGGUGGACAUUCCUGCAGCGCUGCGGGCAGAGGAGGAGGCAC